AUGCCGCCCAAAAAGCCUUCCGAGAAGAGCCAGACAGAUGAACUGAGCUCCAGCGAUGAUAACCAGACGUCUUUCGCACGACAAACGGGGAAAUUGAAAGAGAUAUUUUCAAUCCCACCUCCUAUCAAGAAGUUAUUCGACCUGGUCCCAGUCGUGGUAUAUCCAGCGAAUCCGCUCCCACAACGUGCGCCAAAGUCCGCGAGGACACCAAGUCUCUAUGUGUUCAGUAAAGGUCAGGAUGCCGCUGCGGGGAGACCAUCUUUCAACCCCAGCUGUCUGAAGUGGCAGACUUUCUUGAACAUUGCAGGAAUUGACCAUCGCCUCAUAUCUUCGAAUAAUCACGCCUCUCCCACCGGUGCCUUGCCAUUCCUGCUUCCAGCAGUACGCAGCUCAGACAGCUCGCAAGAAUCGCUCCUUCCUGUCCCCUCAAAUAAAUUCGUCAACUAUGCUACAGAACAUGGCGGUAUCGUGGAGGAGUCCUCUAGCAUGCGGUAUUCAGCUUACCAGUCUCUGCUAGAUCACCGAAUACGGAAUGCUUGGCUUUUUACUCUCUACCUCGAACCCUUGAACUUCGACGCUGUCGCAUACCCACUCUAUAUUGCUUCAACUUCUUCGAAUCCAAUCGUUCGAGCAUCAAUAUCAUAUCAGCUGCGAAGUGCAGCCGAGGCGGAACUGUUGAAACACACGCCAGUUAUAGAUAUGGACGACUUAUACAGCGAAGCUGAUAAAGCAUUCGAAGCUCUCUCUAUCUUACUUGGAGAAGACUCCUGGUUUUUUGGAAGCGAUAAGCCAGCAUUGUUCGAUGCCAGUGUUUUUGCUUACACACAAUUGCUUCUUGAUAAUGAUCUAGGGUGGAAGGAGAGGAAGCUCUGCCGUGCGCUCAAAGUCCGAGACAAUCUUGUACAGCACCGGGAGCGAUUACUUGUCAGAUAUUAUGGUGGAUCAUGA
Molecule: messenger RNA, 948 nt
Organism: Cadophora gregata
Lineage: Eukaryota; Fungi; Ascomycota; Leotiomycetes; Helotiales; Ploettnerulaceae
Exons: 3
Coding region: 1-948 (315 amino acids)
Biological process (GO): mitochondrion organization
Cellular component (GO): SAM complex
Source: RefSeq, a predicted model, not a curated record